Orbilia oligospora ATCC 24927 is the source of this 2562-nucleotide messenger RNA. RefSeq lists its product as uncharacterized. Gene Ontology annotation, cellular component: endoplasmic reticulum membrane. Gene Ontology annotation, molecular function: dolichol kinase activity. The transcript is spliced from 2 exons. Bases 1 to 2562 code for a protein of 853 amino acids. The record is from RefSeq and is a predicted model, not a curated record. NCBI's taxonomy places the organism in Eukaryota, Fungi, Ascomycota, Orbiliomycetes, Orbiliales, Orbiliaceae. Gene Ontology annotation, biological process: dolichyl monophosphate biosynthetic process.
AUGUCCGAUACGACCAAGAAUGAUCCCGAUGCCCUCCCCAUCCUCCGCUCCCGAUCUCCUCACCCGUACCAUAGACAUUCGAUAUCUGCACAUUCUCCUCCAGAUGUCUAUGUAGACGGCGCGGCUGCCAACGAUACCAAGCCUGGUAGGGCUGAUGUCGCUAACAACCUCGCCGUCCCAGCUACAUCAUCCAUCCCGCUCCAACAUGCGCAAACCAACCUAAACACUACCUCUCCGCUACCUGACCCGUAUACUCCUUCUUCGUCUUCAUUAUCGUUAUCGUCGUCGGAAUCUGGGACUGAAGCGGAUGACGAAAAGGAUGCAGCACAUCAUAAGCCUGGUAGUGUGCAAUACUUUAGUAAAAGAAGGACAUUACCCGCUCCACCACCUAAAAGACGGAAAACGGGACAAUGGGAGAUAGACGAGGAUGAACAACCUUCGCCGAAGCAGGAUGAUUCAGAUAAAACAGAUGUGGAGGGGAAGGAUAUCGGUGAAGCUGCCCUUAAAGGUUCGAGGACAGGGAGCUUGGGUGGGCGGAAGAAGAUUGUAUUCGUUAGGAGAGGAUUGGAGGUUUCAUUGAUGGUUGUACUUGUGCUUAUGGUGUGCAAUCAACCAGAAGUUAGGAAAGAGCUUCGGACAUGGAAAAGAGAACUCACAACCUUCUUAUUCACCUAUCUCGCCGUCAUCGGCUCCCACCCCGCUAUCUCCAACCUUCGCAAACCUUUUACCGUUAUUCUCCCAUCAUCACUCGACCCUUCACCUCUCCUCUACCCUCUAGUCUUCCCGGCAGCCAUUGCAUUAUCCCUAACACCUUACACCUCCCUUUACAUGCUCUCCAUCCUCCUCUGCUCUCUCGCAUCUCUUCCUCCAGACGUCUACCCCCGCUUUAUCGCUAAUGACCCAAAUCUCAAGUACCUAUUCACCCUCACACCUCUUCUUUCCUCCUCCAAAGUCCACCCUGCCUCGGCUGAGCAUCUCCUCUAUACCCCAAUCCUACACUCAAACCUCGUCUCACUGGGCGUAGACCUCUUAAUUCCUAGUCUAACAACUACAGAAACCCGUUUACUCGCCACAGCACUCAUCCAACUCCUUGACAGUGUUUCCGCUCAAAUGGUCACACUAAAAACGAUCCUCUGGAUGACCGGUGGCGCCCUAAUAAUCGGUUGCAAAACAUUCAUGCAGAAAGAAAUAGAUUUAGAACGCUCGAUCGUCUUCGCCCGCGCCAGACCAUGGGCCCGUCGCCGGAAAGCUCGACGUGAAAAGAUCAACAUCGAUGGCUUCAUGGCCGGCCAUACGUCUAGCGAUUCAGAUACCACGGUUAUCACCAAGGGCGGUAUAUCAAAGGCGAAAGCGGCGGAUAUACGGAAACGGCUUCCUAAGUUUUUGCCCGACGAACUACCACAGAAUAUUCCAACCCUCAAGUUCUUAUAUGCUAUUCCGGUUUAUGUCAUUCUGGCUGGAGUUAUUAUGUUUGCUGAGAGACCUUACCUUACAUACAAUGCUUUUGGUGGUAUAGACCCGUUUCCUUGGGCGGCUGGAUACUUGUUUUCGGGAUUACCGUUUUACCAUACAUUUGUCGAAGAUAUGGGCUGGACAGGAUACAAAGGGCUCGAUGUUCCUGAUGGAGAAGAAGGAAAAUGGGGUCCGAAUUAUAGACUUGGGCUUGCUGGAUAUUGGUCGAUACUUGUCACGAUCGGUAUUUGUGUCGUCGUGACAUUAGGGAAAGGUGUACGAGUACCGAUGGAAAAAUUAGGAUUCGAAAUUCAAGGGCCGGGUUGGCUUGGACUUGCAGAGGUGGCUAGAGGAAGAGCUGUCGAGGUUGAUACAAGACGAAAAGUAUUCCACGGCCUUGUCGUUGCGAUGUUCUUACCGACUAUAUACCUAGACCCGCCGUUCGUAGGGACAGCACUACUCGUUACUUUGGGCAUCUUUUUACUGGUGGAUAUUCUCCGAGCAACACUCAUACCGCCGAUUUCUAAACCUUUAUCAAUUUUCUUAGCGCCAUAUGUUGACGGACGAGACUUGAGGGGCCCGAUUGUUGUUUCUCAUGUGUUUUUGUUGAUUGGGUGUGCUAUUCCGGUGUGGUUGAGCUUAACAGGUUCAAAAGUCGAUAUCCAGGAGGGAAUGGAGGCUCCAUUCGGGGUAUACUGGCGAGCGCCCAAGAGAGAAUUGGCAAUGAUAGCCGGUGUUAUCUGUGUCGGUAUGGGUGACGCGGCUGCAUCGUUAAUUGGAAGACGGUUUGGAAAGCACAAAUGGGGGUGGAGCGGUGGGAAGAGUAUAGAAGGAUCAUUAGCAUUUACAUUUGCAGUUUACAUCGGUCUAUUGGUUGGGAAAGUCUGGCUUAUUGCUGGAAAUUUUCAAGAAGGAAGAGGUGGGAUUACGAGGGGUGGGUUGAAGGUAUUGACUCAAGUUGUUGGUAUAAAGACCAUUGGAGUUUUUACGGUGAAAGCGCUUGCGGCAGCCGGGUUGGGGAGUUUGGUAGAGGCGGUUAUUACGGGAGGAAAUGAUAAUGUGGUUGUGCCGAUUGUACUUUGGUUGGCGGUUAGAGGGUUGGGGGUUUAG